Vairimorpha ceranae is the source of this 657-nucleotide messenger RNA. RefSeq names its product 60s ribosomal protein l10. The record is from RefSeq and is a predicted model, not a curated record. Lineage: Eukaryota; Fungi; Microsporidia; Nosematidae. Gene Ontology annotation, molecular function: structural constituent of ribosome. The transcript has a single exon. Gene Ontology annotation, biological process: ribosomal large subunit assembly; translation. Bases 1 to 657 code for a protein of 218 amino acids. Gene Ontology annotation, cellular component: cytosolic large ribosomal subunit; ribosome.
AUGGCCAGAAGACCAGGCAGAUGUUAUAGAUAUCUUUCAAAGAAAGCUUAUCAUAAAUCAAGAUUCUGUAAAUCUGUACCAGAUUUAAAAAUUAAGAUAUGGGAUUCAGGACGAAGAAAGGCAGAAGUACUAGAUUUUCCUGCUUGUAUUAAUUUAGUAAGCCAUGCUAGGGAAAAUAUCUCUGAGCAAGCACUCGAUGCUGCAAGAAUAGCUGCCCAUCAUUACAUGGUAAAGACAGCAGGUAGAGAUAACUUUCAUUUAAGAGUUAAUGUAUACCCAUUUCAUGUUUUAAGAAUUAAUAAAAUGUUGAGUUGUGCAGGUGCUGACAGAUUGCAGACAGGCAUGAGGCAGAGUUUUGGUAAACCGGAGGGAAGGGUUGCCAGAAUAUUUUUUGAUCAAGUUGUUAUGAGUAUUAGAACUAAAAAAGGAAAUGAAGCUGCGGCAGUAGAAGCUUUAAGAAGAAGUAAACAUAAAUUUCCUGGUAGAUAUGAAGUACAAGUUAGUAGUAAAUUUGGGUUUACAGGUAUUCAGACAGAUGAGUUUAACAGAUUGAGAGAACAAGGAUGUCUUCUUGCUAAUGGGAAUACAGUAGCAGUAUUAAAAGAGAAAGGUCCUAUUAGUGAAUACAUGAAGAAACUUCAGAGACAGCUUCAAUAA